Molecule: messenger RNA, 324 nt
Organism: Puccinia graminis f. sp. tritici CRL 75-36-700-3
Lineage: Eukaryota; Fungi; Basidiomycota; Pucciniomycetes; Pucciniales; Pucciniaceae
Exons: 1
Coding region: 1-324 (107 amino acids)
Source: RefSeq, a predicted model, not a curated record
AUGACAUGCAGCGUAUGGCGGUCAAGCUGUCUCUGGAUGUUGGCCGAGUUAAUCAAAUCAAUCAACGCAAGUUCACGGUUCCACCUCCACGCGUCGAGUAUCGUGUCUCCAGUUCGGCACCGGUCGUGGCUAAGCCUUCUCAAGCAGUUCCGAUGGAUAUUGAUUCAGUGUUGGCUUCAGUCGGUUUUACUUGGCCGGCUUGGAGGAAGGCGUGCACGGACAGGAAAACCUGCUUCCGUUGCCUCCAGUCUUUCGAUCAAGAUCAUGUCGACUAUCGAGGCUGCCCUCUCCCGGAAUCUAAAUGGCUCAAGAAGGAAUCCUUGA